UCGCCACUCAAAUUCUCAGUAACCAUUUCAGUGUUAAGCAAAAGGAGACUUCAGAGAGUGCUUGAAGUGAGUCAAGCAAAAGAAGGAGAUGUCCACUCUAACUGUUCCUGCCGAGUCUCCUUCUCCCCUCGAAGACGCCAAUAAACUUCACCAAGCUUUCAAGGGAUUUUGCUGUGACAAAGGUGAAGUUAUCAGUGUCCUUGCUCAUCGUGAUGCAACACAACGUGCUCUCAUCCAACAAGAGUACAAAACCACGUAUACUGAGGACUUGAUGGAGCGGCUAUCUGCAGAUCUUAGUGGAGAUUUCAAGAAAGCAGUUUUACUCUGGAUGCAUGAUCCAGCAGUACGUGAUGCAACAAUUCUUAGAGAAGCAUUGAGUGGUUUCAUUGAUAUGCAAGCUGUGAUUGAAGUAAUAUGUUCUCGUGCCCCUUCCCAGAUCCAGCAAUUAAAACAAGUUUACCAUUCCAAGUUUUGUGACCUUGAGCAAGAUAUUGAAUCUAAAGCCCCUGGUGUUUUAAAAGAACUACUGCAUGCAUAUAUAACGAAGACGCGCUAUGAAGGUCCAGAAGUUGAUCAAAUGUUGGCAGAGAAGGACGCUGCGGGUCUUUUUGAUGCUGGAGAGAAGGAAUGGGGAACGGAUAAAAAGCCCUUCAUCCAAAUUUUCAGUGAACGGAGUAGACCACAGUUGGCUGCUACUAAUCUGAUGUACCAUAGCAUGUAUGGGAACUCCCUGAAACGGGCAAUAAAGAAGGAAACAUCUGGAAAUUUUCAGAUUGCCCUUUUGACAAUCCUUCGAUGUGCAGAGAAUCCUUCCAAGUAUUUCGCAAAGGUUUUGUAUAAGGCAAUGAAAGGCUUGGGAACAGAUGAAAAGACACUAACAAGGAUAGUUGUGACAAGGACUGAGAUUGAUAUGGAGUGUAUAAAGGCAGAGUACCAGAAGAAACAUGGAAAGACAUUGUUCGACGCAAUUCACUCCGACACUUCGGGCUAUUAUAGGACCUUUCUUCUCUCUCUUUUGGGUCCUGACCAGUAGGCACACAUUAUAGAUGGGAGGUAGUGUAAAUAUCGUUUAGUCUAUAGGGAUUGCGAGCGAUGCUUACUCUGAGCGUUCCUCAUGGUUCCUAAAUCCCUUAGCUUGACAUCUUUGUUUGUAACUUACAUGUAAAAGGAUGGUGAAACUAAACCACAAUUUUCUAUUGUGACUAGACAUUUUGAGAGUUAAUAGCGUUGAUCAAUCAUCUA
Telopea speciosissima is the source of this 1242-nucleotide messenger RNA. Its product is annotated as annexin D5-like. Gene Ontology annotation, cellular component: cytoplasm. The transcript has 7 exons. Gene Ontology annotation, molecular function: calcium-dependent phospholipid binding; calcium ion binding. NCBI's taxonomy places the organism in Eukaryota, Viridiplantae, Streptophyta, Magnoliopsida, Proteales, Proteaceae. Bases 89 to 1033 code for a protein of 314 amino acids. The record is from RefSeq and is a predicted model, not a curated record.